AUGUUUCUGCACGAGGUGCCCGCUGAACUGCAGGCCGAGAAGGAGAACUUCUUCGAGCGGCAAGCGACCAAUCUCUCGGCCAGCACCGACCACGAAAAGGAGCUUCGGCCUCCGGGAUGGUUAAGCCUCUGGAGUUUGGACCGGGUGGCCAAUUUCCGGGACGCCGCCGGCCCUGACCCGCUAUCGCCCUAUCGUUGCAAGGGAGGCUGCAUCAAGCAAGGCCUCCUGUACCGUACAGGCCAUUGGGUGACGGCCACGGCCGGCGAUUUGACCGUGCUGCGGGAUCACUUGCAGAUUAAGACCUACCUGGACCUCCGAACCGGACAGGACUUCGAGAGCGUGGAUGCGGAGUGCUUCGAUGACUUUCCACCUUCACCCGCGGGGCGGCACAAUGCCAACUGGCCUCGAGAUCCUGGCGAGCGGCGCCGGGUGAGCUGCCCUUUUUCCAAGGGCCUACAGCCACGUCCCUUGCAAGAGCUGGCUCAGGAAGGCGAGCGCGAUCCGGACGACAAGAAGGCACAAUGUGCCUUGUGGUUUCAAGAACAGAUGAGAAGUGAAAGCUUCCACGACCUGAAGGUGCAGCUGAAGACCAGCAUGCGCGCCAUGCUGAUCCUGAACUCCGAUGAGAUUCUGAAGGCCCUGCAGGUAUUGACGGAUGAGCGCAACUACCCCGUGGCCUUUGGAUGCAUCGCGGGCAAAGACCGGACAGGUCUGCUGGCAUGUCUGGUGCAGAGCGCUCUGGGUGUGGACGACGAGGACAUCAUUGCAGACUAUCUCUUUACCAACGAGGCGGCACAGCACAUCAAUGCUUGCAACCAGAUUGCUGUGGCCAUGUGGUUCGAGGAGCUGCGCAUCCGCGAUGUGCGGAGAUAUAACCUCAUGGUACGGAGGAAUCGACUGCCCGCCAAUGCGCAGCAACUGCUGGACAGCGAUGCCGAGACCCCCUUGUGGGAGGAUGUGAAUGUGGUCUCCGAUCCGGACGCCAUCAAACGCUCCAUGGUUCACAGAGACAUCCUGGAGUAUGUGAUGAAGGAAGUCUUAGAGAAGGAGUUUGGCGGCACCUGCAGCUAUCUGGAGUCCAUCGGAUUUGGUCCGGAAGAGCUCUUUAAGCUACGCGCACUGCUGGUGGAGCCAGAUCAGGUGAUCAGAGAUCAUGCCCGGGCACGCUGCAAAAUGGCAGCGGAGAUCCUCGAGAUUGAGCUGAGUCCCGACAUGGUUCUCGAUGACGGUGCCAUGGCCGGAGCGUCGCUCGGGUUGCCUGUCUACCCUGCGUGGGAGGGGAAAGGCAAUGACUUGUACUCCGCUGAGGGCGAGGAUGAUUUAGAAUGGCGCAUUCGGCGGCUGGAGGCACGGGGCUUGGUGCGAUUGGUUGAGUUGUCGAUAACCGACAUCAUCCCCCAAGCCGACGUCCGCAACGCGGAGCGAAGACGCGGGGGAAGCGCUGGUGUCAUGUUUCGCGGUGCCUGGGGCGCUGGAAGUCAGCAGAGGACCAAUCCCGUGCCUUGUGUCACAGACUUUCCUGUGCCUGAUGAGCAGAACAGUGGGCAGCGUCCGCGCGGUUUCGACGAGCUCCGCGGUGUCGAGCUCGAACGAGCUCAUUGGGAGAAGUCAACUGCUCAGGAGGGGCGUAGAGGUGGCAGCGUGCUCUACUGGAUGUCCCGCGAUCAACGCGCCCACGACAACUGGGCGCUGCUGAAAGCACAGGAGCUGGCCCUGGAACGACGCGCGUCCUUGCAGGUGUGCUUCUGCUUGGUGCCCAAGUUCUUGGGAGCCACCUUGAGGCACUUCGACUUCAUGCUCCGUGGACUGGAGGAGACCUCCAAAGAGCUCUCGCGCUUGAACAUUGGCUUCCUCCUCUUGAAGGGCGAGAGCGUGAAAGAAGUGCCCAAACUCCUCCGAUCCAUCAAGCAGAAAGGGCCUGUGCACGCCGUGGUGUGCGAUAUGUCACCGCUGCGCGUACCCCGAGCUUGGGUGGCAGGCGUGGGGAAGGAGCUGAAGAAGCUGAAGGUGCCCUUGAUCCAGGUGGAUGCCCACAAUGUCGUGCCUGUUUGGGAGGCGUCUGACAAGCAAGAGACGGGCGCACGAACAUUAAGACCAAAGCUCAAGAAACUUUACAAGGACUUCCUCCACGAGUUCCCUCCUCUCAAGAGGCAUCCGCAUGGACCGGUGGUGAAAGGGAAAGGCUUGGAUCUCUCUGCGGCUUUGCGGAGCUUGCAAGUGGAUCGAGAAGUGGGACCCGUGAGCCAGGAGCUCUUUAAGCCGGGUGCUUUGGCGGGAAAGAAGCGCCUUGAGGACUUCUUGAAGCAUCGUUUGAAGAGCUUCGCGUCGCUACGCAAUGAUCCCACCCAACAGGCGUUGUCUGGCCUGUCACCCUGGAUCAAGUUUGGUCAGAUCUCUGCACAGCGAUGCGCGCUGACGGUGAAGAAGGCCAAAGCUCCGAAGAGCUCCGUUGAAGCCUUCUUGGACGAGGCCAUCGUGCGACGAGAGCUCUCCGACAACUUCUGCUGGUACAACGAGCACUACGACUCCUUAAAGGGCGCGGCCGCCUGGGCUGUCGAGACACUGAACAAGCAUCGCAAGGACCAGCGCGAGUACCUCUACAGCCGUCGACAGCUUGAAGAGGCUAAGACGCAUGACGAGCUGUGGAAUGCGGCUCAACGGCAGAUGGUUCUGGAAGGCAAGAUGCACGGUUUCCUUCGGAUGUACUGGGCCAAGAAGGUCCUCGAGUGGAGCAAAGAUGGAGCAUCUGCCCUGGCCACGGCCAUCUAUUUGAAUGACCGCUAUAACUUGGACGGGCGCGAUCCCAAUGGCUACGUCGGUUGCAUGUGGUCCAUUUGUGGCGUGCAUGACAUGGGCUGGCCCGAGAGAAAGGUCUUUGGCAAAAUCCGCUACAUGAACUAUGCCGGGUGCAAGAGGAAAUUCAAUGUGGAGGGCCCAAGGCGCUCGGCGGGGGUUUUCGCAGAAGCUUGAAAGGUCUCCGAAAGCCACCCGGCAUGUCUAUACCUGGACCCGACUUCGGUCGUGGAAAAUGGGAGUCUGACCCGAACCACAAAAAGCAGGAGUAUUUGUACCAUCUUGUGC
Durusdinium trenchii is the source of this 3081-nucleotide messenger RNA. The record is from the annotation of a GenBank genome assembly. Lineage: Eukaryota; Dinophyceae; Suessiales; Symbiodiniaceae.